Nycticebus coucang (slow loris) is the source of this 4206-nucleotide messenger RNA. RefSeq names its product protein C1orf43-like. The transcript has 2 exons. Gene Ontology annotation, biological process: phagocytosis. The record is from RefSeq and is a predicted model, not a curated record. Bases 2954 to 3553 code for a protein of 199 amino acids. Lineage: Eukaryota; Metazoa; Chordata; Mammalia; Primates; Lorisidae.
UGUGUUGUGGCAACAGAUGAAACAGGAUGAGGACCACUUAGACCCAAAAAUGACCUUGCUAAAGAGAGGCAAUUAUACCUGUAAGCAGGCAGACCAAGCUGGGCGAGUUCCUCAGGUCCUCACAUUCAGCACUGGAGGAGACCCACUCUCACCUCCAGGGUGGAUGUUCGAGCAGUGAGGACUGGGUCAGCCCAGCCGCAGCCACACAGUAAGUCACAGGCACAGCUGGGCCUCCAGCCAGAACUCCUGGCUCUUGGCACCCUGGAGACCCUCCUUCUCCACACAAAAGUAGACUGGAUUUGGGGCGGCGCCUGUGGCUCAGUCAGUAAGGCGCCAGCCCCAUAUACCAAGGGUGACAGGUUCAAACCCGGCCCCGGCCAAACUGCAAACCAAAAAAAAAAAUAGCCGGGCGUUGUGGCGGGCGCCUGUAGUCCCAGCUACUCAGGAGGCUGAGGCAAGAGAAUCGCUUAAGCCCAGGAGUUGGAGGUUGUUGUGAGCUGUGUGAGGCCACGGCACUCUACCGAGGGCCAUAAAGUGAGACUCUGUCUCUACAAAAAAAAAAAGAAAGUAGACUGGAUUUGAACGGAUGCUCACAAGGACUGGUGAGAGUUUGUUUUUUUGUUUUUCUUUUUUGUUUGUUUGUUUUUUUGUUUUGGCUGGAGCUGGGUUUGAACCCACCACCUCUGGCAUAUGGGGCCAGCACCUUACUUCUUUGAGCCACAGGCGCUGCCUGACUGGUGAGAGUUUGAUGCUGGGCUUGGGGGGUGUGGCAUCAUGCCACAAGUGCUGGAGCCCAGGGCAUCUCCUGAGACACAAGUGUCCCCUGCUGGCCCUCCUGGGCACUGGCUGGCCUGUGAGUGGCCCAGAUGUGGCUCUCACACCAUGUUGCCCCCAUCAAGUGCUCAGUGAGUCAGCACAUACUUCUGGGAACCUGAUCUGGUCGCCACAGCCAGGGAAAGCAGGCCCCCAGGACCCUGAAACACUAUCUGGGCCCUCAGCCUGUGAGGCCAAGGACAAGAGCUAUAGCGGGUUCCCACCCCCAGUGAUGGCAGCUUCCCCUGAAAGUUACUGAGUAGACAUUUAGGGCUUCCCUGGACAGCCUUGGGAACAGGGGUGACUCAGCUCACGGAAGCUGUGACGCAUGACAGCUGGGUGGAACCACCACAGCAGCGUGCUGCCUCUCAGAGAGAACCUGGGUAUGUGGGUGCAAGGACACUUGCCAACAGGGCACAGGGGCUGAGAGGCCAGGGUCGGGGACAGGCUUGGGAGAUGAGGAGAUGUCACUGUUGGAAGAACAGCUGGGCCAGAUGGUGUCAGGCCAAGGGAAAACCCAUGCAAAGGCCAGGGGCAGGAAGGAGCUUGGGGUCUUCUUAGAGGCCCAUGUGGGUGGCCAGUGGUGGUCCAGGUGCUGGGGGACACAGAGGACUGGAAAUCUGGGAAUGUUGGGCCAAGAGGCAUUUCUUGGGGGCCCCUCAAAGCCAGAGGGAAACCAAGUCAGGAGGGGGCCGCCAAGAUCUUCGUUUUCAGACAUGGUUUUGGCCACAGUCCAAAACCACGGGGCAUCAUGGGGCAUGGAUGAGGUGGGGCAGGAUGGCUCUCUCCAUCCUUAUGCUGGACAUCCAGUGACUCUCUGGGCCCUUGCCCCCACACACUUGUGAGCCAGGUGUCACAUAAACCCAGGUUGCAGCUGACCCUGCCUGUUCUCUGGGGAGCACUAGAAGGGGGUACAGCCCCAAAGGCCUCACCCACCAUAGGUCAAGUCUCAGCAGCAAGGGACCUCUGAACCUGCCAUCACCUCUAAGAGGUUCAGAGCAAGGGGGAAGGGUCAGCUUGGUGGGUAUUCGUCACUUUUGAGUUGGGUAGGAGCCCAAUGGGGUCAGGCAGAGGGGAUGACCACAUGGGCACCCCGGCCUACAGACAGGGAUGGGGCAGCUCUACAGGCGCGGCUGUUCCACCAGCUUGGGGUGUGGGCUUCUGGGUCCCAAAGGCCCCCCAAAGGGCCAGGUGUGGCGGCUUGCACCUGUAAUCCUAGCACUCUAGGAGGCCCAGGUGGGUGGACUGACUGAGCUCACAGAUUCGAGAUCAGCCUGAGCAAAAGCAAGACCCCGCCUCUAAAAAUAUCCAGGUGCUGGGGCAGAUGCCUGUAGUCCCAGCUACUCGGGAGGCUGAGGCAAGAGAAUCACUUGAGACCAAGAGUUUGAGGUUGCUAUGAGCUGUGACACCACGGCAGUCUACUGAGGAUGACAAUGUGAGGCUCUGUCUUUAAAAAAAAGGUCCCCAAAGGUGGGGCAGGAAUCAGGAUGGGAUGGGCGCCUGGGUCAGAGGACAGCCCUCUGUGAGCCCAGCCCUCAUUUGCUGGGAAUGAGGUCACAGGCAAAGUGGCCACAGAGAUAUCCUCUGAGUCCUGCCCAGCAUCCUUUUAGAAAAAUCAGUAGGUAGUUCCGCUUCUCCGCUCUCUCCCUUAGGUCACGUGGGGACGGGAAUCGGGAAGGCAUAGUGCUCCUUUAUUAGCUCCAUGCGCCAUGUUUUCAGGCUGGAUCUGUCUUAGGCUUACCCUCUAAGGAAAUGGCCUGGGAGCCCCAGGAAACCCAGACGCCGUCGCUUCUGCGGAGCCCGGGCUGAGGAGGCAGGGCAGCGGGGUAAAUCUGAGCGUUCUGCGCGAGGUAGAGAGGUCAUGGCGUCCGGCAGUAACUGGCUGUCCGGGGUGAAUGUCGUGCUGGUGAUGGCCUACGGGAGCCUGUGUAUUCUGGGUUUUGACUCCUACGUCAGGCGUAGCUGUGAACUUAACUCUCCCACCCUGCCCCCGCGAGAGCCCUCCCCCUGAAUCCUUGGGGCAGACCCCAGACCUCCCUGCUGCUGCUUCCCUGACCCGCACCGGUCUUGGCCACCUUGCUGCUUUGCCCCAAGUUUUAUCCCGAAAGCAUCCCCGAGAGCUUCAAUCUGGGGAUUUGGAAUGAAGGACUCGAAAGAGGAGAUUGAUAUUCGACUAUCCAGGGUUCAGGAUAUCAAGUAUGAACCCCAACUCCUUGGAAAUGAUGAUGUUAGGCUGCUGCAAUUGGAGACCCAGGGAAAUCAGAAUUGCUACAACUAUCUGUACAGGAUGAAAGCUCUGGAUGCCAUUCGUGCCUCAGAGAUCCCGCUUUGUGCUGAUGGCUGGCAUCCUCGUUCCUUAAUGUGCAAGAAUUUCUGCUCCUACUUGCUAGAUCUACGAAACACUAGUACUCCCUUCAAGGGUGUGCGCAAAGCCCUCAUUGAUACCCUGCUAGAUGGCUAUGAAACAGCCCGUUAUGGGACAGGGGUCUUCGGUCAGAAUGAAUACCUGCGCUAUCAGGAAGCCCUGAAUGAGCUGGCCACUGUGGUCAAAGCACGAAUUGGGAGCUCUCAGGGACAACACCAAUCAGCAGUCAAAGACCUAACUCAAUCCCCUGAAGUCUCCCCAACAACCAUCCAGGUGACAUACCUCCCCUCCAGUCAGAAGAGUAAACGUGCCAAACACUUCCUCGAAUUGAAGAGCUUUAAAGAUAACUAUAACACCUUGGAAAGUACUUUGUGAUGGAACUGAAGGACUCUCACUGCAGACUGGAACAGACAGCUGGAGUGUGCCAGACAGGCUACUUGCUAGAAGCCCUCAGGACAGCUGGCUCAGCAGACCCAAUCUAUAUCAUCAGCUGAGGCUCCCAUUGUGUCCAGAGUUCUUAGACCUUUUGGCUAGACAGUCAUUCCCAAUUCCAUACAGGCAUUUUUGUAUCACUGGCUAAGACUUUAUAGCAUUUUUUUUCUGGAUUUGAAUUCAGAUGUUACUCUCCAUGUUUCUGUCUAAGCCUCCUUAAAAAUCCUCACUAGGGGGGCAGCUCCUGUAGCUCAGAGGAGUACGGCGCUGGCCCCAUAUGCCAGGUGGUAGGUUCAAACCCAGCCCCUGCCAAAACUGCUAAAAAAUAAAUAAAUUCUCACUAGGUUUUAGCCAUAGUUCACAUACCAAUAGGUGAAAGUUGGAGUGGGGUGCUUUCUCUGUCUACCCCUUCAUCCAUGGUUAAAUGGAAACUGUUUGGGAGUUAGGGUAUCUCAGGUUUGAUCGGUAAAAAAGGCAGAAGAAUGGGCGGCACCUGUGGCUCAGUCGGUAAGGCGCCAGCCCCAUAUACCGAGGGUGGCGGGUUCAAACCCGGCCCCGGCCAAACUGCAACCAAAAAAUAGCCGGGCGUUGUGGCG